Messenger RNA from Lodderomyces orthopsilosis Co 90-125, 1527 nucleotides. RefSeq lists its product as uncharacterized. Gene Ontology annotation, molecular function: protein-arginine omega-N symmetric methyltransferase activity. NCBI's taxonomy places the organism in Eukaryota, Fungi, Ascomycota, Pichiomycetes, Serinales, Debaryomycetaceae. The record is from RefSeq and is a predicted model, not a curated record. Gene Ontology annotation, cellular component: mitochondrion. Bases 1 to 1527 code for a protein of 508 amino acids. The transcript has a single exon.
AUGUUAACCCUACGAAGACAUUUGUUCAAAGGCAGGUUGAAAAAAGCCCUUGAACCCCCUCCUCCAAGUCAUUAUGAAUACUCAAUCUCACCAAAGACAUAUAAUUUUAAAGUCCCCUCAACAAAACAAACUCUCAACCCGAUUCAGCUAAUAUACCAAAAGGCAGUCAACUUUCCAUUCGACAAAUCAAAUGAAGAAGUUUACAACUCAUACCCUAAGGUAACGUCAAAUCAGUUGCUCGAUAGAAAAACUAGACCGAGAGGGGUGCUGAUGAGCACGGCCGAUUUUAUCGAGGAUCUGUUGUACAACAAGCAUUACGGGUACUUUGCUAAAGAAGCUGAGAUUUACCACCCUGACAAGCCAUUCAAUUACCCAAAUGUGAAAGACAUUGAUGGAUUUAUGGAAGCCUGGGGAGAGUCUUACUCAAAGUAUGAUCAGGAUGAGACCAAGCCUCUUCAAUUGUGGCACACACCAACUGAGUUGUUCAACCCUCACUAUGGGGAGAGUUUAGCUCGCUAUAUUCUAUUCAAUUACAAAGUUAAUGGCAAUUACCCUUACGAGGACUUGAUAAUAUACGAGAUGGGAGGGGGUAAUGGAACACUUAUGUGCAAUGUUCUCAACUACAUCAAGAAACACGAGCCACAAAUAUAUACCAAAACCCAGUACAAAAUAAUCGAGAUAUCAAGUCAGCUAGCAAAAAAGCAGAAAUCAUCAUACAGCAAGAAACUUAAAGAGGAGGGAUUGAAUGCGGAUAUUCUAGAAAUCCAUAAUGUAUCCAUUUUCGAUUGGAAGGAGAUAGUCGAAGAACCUUGUUUUUUCAUUGCCUUGGAAGUGUUUGACAAUUUUGCUCACGAUAUAAUUGCGUAUGAUAUGAAUACAGGGGAGCCGAUGGAGGGAAAGGUCUUGAUUGACAAGAAAGGUGAUUUUUACCAAUUUUUCACCCGCGAGUUGAGCCCUUACACUAAUGCUUACUUGCAACUCAGGGAGCAUGGUGACUUCUCGGUACUAAGGUAUCAAUCCACGUUGCAAGGAAGAUUAGACAGCAUAAAGAGCUUUUACAAAUCGGUACACCCAUUACUUGAGUCUUCAACAAAGCUUAAGGUCAAACAAAUGAUAUUCCCAUUCAAUGAUGACUUGUCGACCCCUGAGUUUAUCCCAACAAGGCUUCUCCAAUUCUUUCAAAUCUUGAAACACAAGUUUCCCAACCACUCAUUGAUCAGCUCCGACUUUCAUUAUUUACCAAACACCAUUAAAGGAUUCAACGCACCUGUAGUGCAAACCAUGCUAAAAAAGGAGAUGGUGGAUGUUCGAACUUACAUGGUGCAGCAAGGUUACUUCGACAUAAUGUUUGCUACCGAUUUUGAAAUAGCGAAUGAUAUGUAUCAAAAGGUAACUGGUAAGGAAUCUAAAAUAAAUACACACAGAGGGUUUUUGGAACAAUGGGCAGAUGUCGAAGCUACAACGACAAAGGAUGGAGAAAAUCCAAUGUUGGACUUUUAUAGGAAUGUCAGUUUCUUAACAAGUUAG